Molecule: messenger RNA, 1638 nt
Organism: Drechmeria coniospora
Lineage: Eukaryota; Fungi; Ascomycota; Sordariomycetes; Hypocreales; Ophiocordycipitaceae
Product: T-complex protein 1 subunit epsilon
Exons: 4
Coding region: 1-1638 (545 amino acids)
Biological process (GO): protein folding
Cellular component (GO): chaperonin-containing T-complex
Molecular function (GO): ATP hydrolysis activity; ATP binding; ATP-dependent protein folding chaperone
Source: RefSeq, a predicted model, not a curated record
AUGUCUCUGACGCAGAUGAUAAAGGAUGAGCAAGGCCGUCCUUUCAUCAUCGUGAGAGAUCAGGGGAAGAAGAAGCGUCAGUUUGGCAGCGAGGCUGUCAAGUCCCACAUUCUGGCGGCACGAACGGUAGCGAACCUCGUCAAGUCCUCCCUCGGCCCGAGGGGCCUCGACAAGAUCCUCAUCUCCUCCGACGGCGACAUCACGGUGACGAAUGAUGGAGCGACGAUUAUGCAGCAGAUGGAGAUUAGCAACCACGUGGCAAAGCUUAUGGUGGAGCUUUCAAAGUCGCAGGAUGACGAGAUUGGCGAUGGCACUACGGGCGUUGUCGUUCUGGCUGGUGCCAUGCUGGAACAAGCAGCCGAUCUGAUCGACAAGGGCAUCCACCCGAUCCGAAUUGCCGACGGCUAUGACCAAGCAUGCGACAUCGCCAUCGCCGAGCUUGACAGGAUCUCGGACACCAUUGAGUUCUCAAAGGAAGAGACGUCCAACCUCAUCAAAGUGGCGCGCACCAGCCUCGGCAGCAAAAUCGUUUCUAAAGCACACGACCAGUUCGCCAAGAUCGCCGUCGACGCCGUUCUGUCCGUCGCCGAUCUGGAGCGAAAAGACGUCGAUUUUGAGCUCAUCAAGAUGGACGGCAAGGUCGGCGGCUCGUUGGAGGACACCCUUCUCGUCCAGGGCGUCAUAGUCGACAAGGAUUUCUCCCAUCCGCAGAUGCCCUCGGAGAUCAAAGAUGCCAAGAUCGCCAUACUCACGUGCGCGUUCGAGCCGCCGAAGCCCAAGACGAAACACCACCUCGACAUCACAAGUGUGGAAGAGUUCAAGAAAUUGCAGAACUACGAGAGAGAAAAGUUUGUGGAGAUGAUUCAGCAGAUCAAGGACACGGGUGCCAACUUGGCCAUCUGCCAGUGGGGCUUCGACGACGAAGCCAACCACUUGCUGCUGCAGAACAAGCUUCCGGCCGUGCGGUGGGUUGGCGGUCCGGAGAUAGAGCUGAUCGCGAUUGCGACAAACGGCAGGAUAGUGCCCCGGUUCGAGGACCUCAAGGCGGAGAAGCUCGGCUCGGCGGGUGUCGUCAGAGAGAUGACAUUUGGCACGACGAGGGAGAAGAUGCUGGUGAUUGAAGAAUGCGCCAACACACGGGCGGUAACGGUAUUCGUCCGCGGCAGCAACAAGAUGAUCAUCGACGAGGCCAAGCGAUCACUGCAUGACGCCCUCUGCGUCGUGCGGAACCUUGUGCGAGACAACCGAGUGGUGUACGGCGGCGGUGCCGCCGAAAUUGCCUGCUCGCUUGCGGUCGAGGAUGCCGCGGUCAAGACACCAGGCCUCGAGCAGUACGCGAUGCGUGCCUUUGCCGAAGCGCUGGACGCGGUCCCGAUGGCGCUGGCGGAAAACAGUGGUCUCAACUCGAUCGCGACGCUGGCCGAGGUGAAGAGCCAGCAGGUCAAGGCGGGCGCGAACGGGCGUGGUAGGCUGGGAGUGGACUGCAUGGGACGAGGCAACAACGACAUGAAGGAGGCUUUUGUCAUCGACCCGCUGAUCGGCAAGAAGCAACAACUGCAACUGGCUACGCAACUAUGUCGGAUGGUUUUGAAGGUGAACAAUGUCAUUGUUUCUGGCGUGGGCGAUAACGACUUUUAG